Olea europaea var. sylvestris is the source of this 1872-nucleotide messenger RNA. Its product is annotated as myb family transcription factor EFM-like. The record is from RefSeq and is a predicted model, not a curated record. The transcript has 4 exons. Lineage: Eukaryota; Viridiplantae; Streptophyta; Magnoliopsida; Lamiales; Oleaceae. Gene Ontology annotation, biological process: regulation of DNA-templated transcription. Gene Ontology annotation, molecular function: DNA binding; DNA-binding transcription factor activity. Bases 321 to 1667 code for a protein of 448 amino acids.
GUUACCAUCCCUUCUCUUUAUUUAUCUUUAACCCUUUUUCUUUUCUUACUUUCUCUCUCCCAAACUCCACUUUAUUCUCCUCGAACCCAACCCUAAAAAAGAAAGGUACCCCCAGGCCCUCUUGAUCCUCCUUGUCUUCACAAACAACAUCGCUUCCCUUUCUCUCCCACCAUUUAGGUUUCAAACACAGGAAGGAAUCCGCCAAUACCACCCUUUAUUGCCCACCUUUUUUGGGUUCCUUAUUUUAUCAUCAUCAUCACUAUAAGUUGAUCGACAUUUAUAUUCACACAGAUUAUUGAAUUCAUAUAUAGAGAGAAGAAAUGAUGACUUCAUCGUCUGAACUGAGCCUUGAAUGCAAACCCUACAGCCAUUCCAUGCUUCUUAAAUCAUUUGGAGAGCAGAUUGCUGAUUCUGAUACCAAAAAACUUGAGGAAUUUCUAGCUCGUCUUGAAGAAGAAAGACUCAAGAUUGAUGCGUUCAAACGUGAGCUUCCCCUUUGCAUCCAACUCCUCACCAAUGCUAUGGAGGCAUCAAGGCAACAGCUUCAAUCCUAUAGAGCUAAUGCUGGGCAAAGACCAGUUCUGGAAGAAUUUAUUCCACUUAAAAACACAAGUUCUGAAGGAAUUGAAAAGGCUACAAAUAUGUCUGAUAAAACGAACUGGAUGACUUCUGUACAAUUAUGGAGUCAAUCAAAUGAAGAAAGUACAAACCAACAAUCGUCUCCGAAAGAAAGUGAUAUGGGUUUUGGAGUUAGCCCCAAGAUUGGUUUGGAUGACAGGCAGAGAAAUGGUGGAGCUUUUCAUCCAUUUUUAAAAGAUUCUAGAAAUUCAUGUCCGAGCCCAAGUUUAACAAAUUUUGCAGAUUUAGCUCUUGCUUCAUCGCACAAAGAGAUGGAAGAAAAUAAAACGAAUUCAGAAGCUAGGAGAGAAAAUUCUGGUAAGUGUAGUGAUUCAUCAGCCGAGAAAGGGCAAGUUAAAGAUUCACAAACCGCCGGAAUCAACCACUCCACUGCCGCACAAAAUCACCGCAAGGCAAGGAGAUGCUGGUCUCCGGAUUUGCACAGGCGUUUCGUGAACGCUCUUCAGAUGCUAGGUGGUUCCCAAGUGGCCACGCCAAAACAAAUCAGAGAACUCAUGAAGGUUGAUGGUUUGACCAAUGAUGAAGUAAAAAGCCAUUUGCAGAAAUACAGACUACACACUAGAAGACCAAGUCCCAGCCCACAAGCAGUAGCCACAGCAGGUCCCCAAGUGGUUUUCCUAGGAGGCAUAUGGGUUCCACAAGAUUAUGCAGCAGCCGCCGCUGUCCAUGCCGGCGGCGCACCGGCUGCCAUUUAUGGCGCACACCCUUCUAAUCAUGUAUCAGCAACUUACUGUGCGACACAACCAGGGACCCAAGAGUUCUACUCUGCACUAACGCCGCAACAGCCACCCAUCCACCACCAGCUCCAUGUGUAUAAGCCACCACUGUCACAGGCACAGACGCAUAACUCCCCCGGGUCGGACGUCCCGGGCGGAACCGGUGAUCGGUCUGAAAGCAUGGAAGAUGGGAAGUCUGAGAGUAGCAGCUGGAAAGCUGAUAGUGUUGUGGAAAAUGGAGAGAGGAAAAGAUCGUUGCUAAAGGAGGAAGGUGAAGAGAGCAAUGGAAGUGAAAUUACUCUUAAAUUCUGAUCGUCUUUGUUAAUCAGUUUAGGUUAAUUAAUGGCUAAGUUUAGGGAUAGAAUAAUUAACUAUUUGUUAAACUCCAUUGCCAUAUAGAGAGAGAGAGGAGUAAAAAUAGCAUAACCAAGAAAAGCUUGCUUUGUACCAUCUGAUUGUACGCUUGAUGUCGCUUGUUUGAUAUAAAUUAUUGAGGAAUUGAUUUACAAUUAAUUGA